CCUCCGCGCGCCACGAGCGCGCCGCCGCCGACCUCGCACCCGAAGCGAAGAUGGGCAACACGGUGCACAGGACCUUGCCAGACUCAAGUCCCCCGGCACGCCUUCUGGCCACCCGGCCCUGCUGUGGCCCUGGCCCAGAGCGGCGCCCAGUCCUGGGUGAAGCGCCGCGCUUCCACGCGCAGGCCAAGGGCAAGAAUGUGCGGCUGGAUGGCCACUCACGCCGGGCCACGCGGCGCAACAGCUUCUGCAACGGCGUCACAUUCACGCAGCGGCCCAUCCGCCUGUAUGAGCAGGUGCGGCUGCGCCUGGUGGCCGUGCGCCCUGGCUGGAGCGGCGCGCUGCGCUUUGGCUUCACGGCGCACGACCCGUCGCUCAUGAGCGCGCAGGACAUUCCCAAGUAUGCCUGUCCCGACCUGGUCACACGGCCCGGCUACUGGGCCAAGGCACUGCCGGAGAACCUGGCCCUGCGUGACACGGUGCUGGCCUACUGGGCUGAUCGCCACGGCCGCGUCUUCUACAGCGUCAACGACGGCGAGCCCGUGCUCUUCCACUGCGGAGUGGCCGUGGGCGGCCCGCUCUGGGCACUCAUCGACGUCUACGGCAUCACCGAUGAGGUGCAGCUCCUCGGUACCCUGCAGUCCAGUCCUGCAACUACAACUCCGUCAGGGUCCUUCAGUGGCUCCCAGGACGAUAGCGAUUCAGAUAUGACCUUCAGUGUCAACCAGUCCUCCUCGGCGUCGGAGUCGUCCUUGGUGACGGCCCCCAGCUCCCCGCUGAGCCCCCCGGUGUCCCCAGCAUUCUCCCCGCCAGAGCCAGCGGGCAGCAAGAACGGCGAGUGCACAGUAUGCUUCGACAGCGAGGUGGACACCGUCAUCUACACUUGCGGACACAUGUGCCUGUGCCACAGCUGCGGCCUGCGGCUCAAGAGGCAGGCACGGGCCUGCUGCCCCAUCUGCCGGCGGCCCAUCAAGGAUGUCAUCAAGAUCUACAGGCCCUAGCCUGGCCCUCCAGCCAGCCUUCGCCGCAGCAAGGUCAUCUUUCUGAAGCUCCCACUGGGCUGGGCCGCCACCAUAGCCAGCAGGGAGUCCAAGGGCAGCAGCCAUCUCUCGUCUGCCACUCUCCAGGGAUGGGCAAGGCGUGACAGUUGUGGAGGGGAGGCCCUGGGGUCUGAGCCCAGGCACAGGUUGCGUCUGGCUCAAAAGUGCUUCGCCCCCAAAAGGCCAUCCUAAGCAAGCUCAGGAACUGCCUGGUCGAUGCGCGUCCCUCGGUGACCUUCCAGCUGGGAACCAGCGCCCUCUGUCUGUGCAAUGCUUCUUUCUGGGGUUGGGUUGCGUGUAUGUGGGGGAAGGGGGGUGGUCACACGAGAGAGAAUGUGAGGAUGAAUGAGAGAGCAGGGAACGCAUAGCUCUUGUA
Chinchilla lanigera (long-tailed chinchilla) is the source of this 1413-nucleotide messenger RNA. RefSeq names its product neuralized E3 ubiquitin protein ligase 1B (gene Neurl1b). Gene Ontology annotation, biological process: ubiquitin-dependent endocytosis. The record is from RefSeq and is a predicted model, not a curated record. Gene Ontology annotation, molecular function: ubiquitin protein ligase activity. NCBI's taxonomy places the organism in Eukaryota, Metazoa, Chordata, Mammalia, Rodentia, Chinchillidae. Gene Ontology annotation, cellular component: early endosome.